GAAUUAUCCAAAUCGCAAAAGUUUACCAAACCAAUAUUUUUGCAGUUUUGAAAGAGCAUUUAUAACAAGAUUUGCAAACGCGAUAGCAGAAGUCGUACAUAGUACCCAGUGUUUGUGACAAAGAGAAAUUGGCACAAAUCUUUGACUGCAUCCUGGAUCCUGUUCAUAGGCCACUAUCGGAAUAUCAACAAGAAUGGAAGAAGAUGUUGAUGCGACUGAGCGUAGCACAGAGACAUUGCUUCAAAAGUGUCGGAAUUUUGCCAAAAGUUAUGAAUUCAACCUUGGUGUCGGUGCAUUUUCGCUGACGGUGGGAGUCAUUAUCACUGCUGUGAUUCUUCAGGAUAGAAGUAAUGUCUCAAGGGGCAGCAUGCACCUCAUUGGUCCAGUCUUCAUAGCUACUGGUAUUGUCAUCAUCGGCAAAUCUUUGCUGUUCAGGUUUUUGAAAAAUUACACCAUAAGAUGGCGGGCACGUAAUCGAUCAGGAGGAAGGCAUGUGGGUCAGCAAGUAUACACUGGUCACACUGGGACAGAAAGUGCUGCUGAUAUUCGUUUUGCGGAUGACCCGCCUCCCUAUGAAGCGGCUAUAGCAACUUCAACAACCAAUAUAGCAAGCUCACAAAUGACGAUAGCUACCACUCUUGACAGUGUCAAUGACGAACCAUUACCUCCACCUAGCUAUGAAGAAGCCACACGGCAUACGCCACUUAUUCCUCCAGAGCCCACGGUAGCCGCAGCAGUGAUAAGAUGACAGCGAGCAGAUGCCACACUUGAGAGUGUUCACGAGGAACCAUUACCACCUCCACCAACCUAUGAAGAAGUCACACAGCAUCCUCCACUUAUUCUCCCAGAGCCCACGGUAGCUCUAGCAGUGAUAAGAUAACGGCGAAUAGAUGGCACACACCAGGAACCAUUGCCUUCUCCUCCCUAGUCAUGAAGAAGCCAUACAGCAUCAAAUAAUUAUGCAUUGCUGUGACAAGUAGCAUGAAUAUUGCGACAAGUAUUACGUACCAGCAGGAAUGUGUUCCAGGUGCUAAAUGUGUGAAAUAAUUGGUAUAAGUAAUAAGUAUGUAUUAGUAUAAGCACUGUAUAAGAUAAUGCUCUCGAUUUGAAUUAAUUUCCUUCCUAGAUAUAUGUACAGGUGUGCAGUGUUAUAUUUUCUUUUUCAACAAAUACUGGGUUUCAAUCAUCAGGGCGUAGCUCAGAAUUGCAUCUAUGUAGUUCAUUAAUUGGGAACGAUAACGGAUAACAGAGGAGAGACAAGGUUAGGACUACUAUCGAAUUUAGAUCUGAACAGCAUCUAUGAAAAGGCAAAGUCCCCCAAGAUGCAAGUGUUUGUGUUAGUCUUCCUGUCUUUGGCUUCCUUGUUAUGUGUAGUUAGCAGUACAUCCAACUUGUGGGACUACUGUAUCAUUGGUGCUGGGCCGUCUGGUCUUCAAAUGGGAUGGCAACUAAAGAAGGCUGGAAGAAACUAUAUUGUCUUUGAAAAGGGCAAUAGUUCAGGGAACUUUUUUACACAAUUUCCACGACACGAUCGACUCAUCAGUAUUAAUAAACGUCACACGGGACAGACAAACAAAGAAUUCAAUCUGCGCCAUGAUUGGAAUAGUAUCCUCAGUGAUGAUGAGUCGCUUCUAUUCAAAGAGUAUUCCAAAGUUUUCCUUCCACCUCGAGAAACAUUCGUCGAUUACCUGAAAGACUAUGAGCACAAGUUAGGUAUAAACGUCCAGCACAAUACCCUGAUAGAGAACGUUAAACGUGUGAUAUGCGAGGCGACUGGUGACCAUGUCUAUACCAUGAAUGACCAGCAUGGGAAUUCGUACACAUGCAAGACAACCAUAAUGGCCACAGGAUUGUGGAAGCCGAACCAGCCAACGUUUCAGGGGGUAGAGCAUACCGUUGGUUAUGAAGAUAUGUCCCUCGACCCCGAUGACUAUGAGGGUAAAACUGUGCUUAUUCUAGGCAGAGGUAAUUCUGCAUUUGAAACUGCUGAACAUAUCUAUGGUGCCACAAAUCUUAUCCACAUGUUGGGUAGGACACGAGUAAGGUUGUCCUGGGCAACUCACUAUGUGGGAGAUUUAAGGGCUGUGAAUAAUGCUUUGUUAGAUACGUACCAACUCAAGUCUUUGGACGGCGUUUUAGAGACGCCCAUCGAGCAGAUGAAGAUCAUAAAGAAAGGGGAUAAGCUCUACGCCUUUCCGUUAGAAGUGGAGACAAACUCGGACAACUAUGACAACUACGCCAUGAGAGAGGCCUAUGAUGUUGUCAUCAGGUGCCUGGGCUUUCAUUUUGAUCACAGUAUUUUCCACAACAUGUCGAUGCCAAAAUUCGGCAAGGGCCGCAAGAAGAAGUAUCCUCUUAUCAACCACAACUAUGAAUCUGCUGAUAUGUCUGGCUUGUUCUUUGCUGGUACUCUCGGCCAUUCCCUUGAUUAUCGUAAAUCUGCUGGCGGUUUCAUUCAUGGAUUUAGAUAUACCAACCGUGCCUUGCAUCGCCACCUUGAGUGGAAGAACCACCAAGUCCAGUGGCCCUCCGUCACCUUGCCAACAACAGAACUCAUGAACACCUUCAUCAAGAGGAUGAACGAGGGGUCGGGCAUCUACCAGAUGUUCCAGAUGCUGGGAGAUGUGGCCUUCAUAAGCGACGAUGGUAAAUCGUUCACAUAUUUAGAAGAAAUACCCAUCAACCUCAUCCACGACAUGCAGAACGCCACGGGGCAUACGGCCAACCGAGCCAUCGUCAUGGUCUUGGAAUACGGUGCCAAUUUCUCCGGGCCUGGGAAGGAUAUUUUCCGUGUUAACCGAGCUGUUGGGGACCCUGCCGAAGCUUAUAAUUCCAAUUUCUUGCAUCCAGUGUUAUACUACUACAGUCCUUUACCGACAGACAUGGAUAUGAAGGGCCGAAACAAGUAUGAAACAUUGCCCAAGCCGCGCCGCAUCCAUCAUAUCGUUGAAGAUUUCCUGACCCACUGGAUGAGUCCAAUCAGUCAUAUCCUGCCCCUCCGUCGUUUUAUCGAAUAUUGCCUGGAGGAAGACAUGAGGGAGUUCUACGCGGAAUCUUGUUUCCGCUACAGUCUCACCAGUCACACCGUGCCUAGGAAAUGCGAGAACUACCUCCAAGGGCAAGGACUCUCCGGCACCCCAGAGCUGAAAAAAUUUGCAAGAGAUAUCGGUUUGUUGUCUCUUGGUCUUCUGAAAGAGUAAAGCGUUGUCAAUCCUGUAUUGUGCUUGAACGAUUUUGUUAAAUGUUUUAAUGAUCACGUUCGUGAUAAUAGUUUGACCGGCUUUUGAUAGAAAUGAGAUGAGCCUGGACUUAUGUUUUUCUGCUGCAGCCUGUCUUUCCUUUUGCCAAGAAUCAAUAAAGACUCUUAGACUUGUCUUUAUUUAUUCCUGUUAUGGCAUUUUAUCAAUCUGAGGAAACGUAUUUGAAAAAUAGUUUAUAUUCCCACUUGACCAUGAUUAUUAAUAUAUUGUGAGUUCCUAAUUAAUUAAAUAGUUUAGUUGUAAAAUUCAGAUGAUAAGAAACGAUGACUGUUCGAUUUAAAAAUUUAUGCAUUUAUAAUAUUUGUAAAAAGAAAGAGAAAAUGCUCAUGCUGAAAAGAAAGAUUUCAGGCAUAUUUUUUCACUCAAAAACUCCUUAGAUCAAUGUUCUUCGAAUUGCAUUUAUUUUCAGAAGUAUUUUAGUUCCAAAUGUAUGUUCUGGUUAAGCCAAGACAGCUGAAUUCAAAAACUCGGUAAUUAUGUAUCAAAUUAAAAAACUCACUGCAAUUUGAUUUUUGAUCUGUCCUGUUGUCGCAGAUGUAAACAAAUUCAAUGGUUCAAAACGGCCGAAAAUGCCUAUUUUUGAAACUUGUUGUGUUUGUAAAUGAAACGAUUACUUAACCUCGUGGGUGGCAGAUCCCUCCUCAAUAUUUGAGGUCACUGUUUGGGAAUUAUGGGUGCUAAAAUGUAAGAAGUAAACAAUUAAUGUGAUAUCUAUUAUAAGUUAGGCAUCCCAGAUUCUGUAUCACAAGGUCAGAUUUGAUUCAGUGUGUCGAUCCUUUACAGUCGAAAUCAUAAGUGGCACCAAAAGGUAACUCAAGUGAAAUGCACUAUAGCCUGUACAAAUACUACAUAAAGAAGGUACAUGAAGGCCAGUUUGUGACAUGUGCCUUUAUUUUGAAGGUGGAGUCAGUGGAAUAAUGUUUUAUGCUGGCUGUCACAAAUAUAUAUUAAUUUUGGGUCAUGAUAGUCAUUGGUUUGAUAGAUAUAGAGAUAACAUUGUAUCCAUAAUGUAUAGGAGGCAUGUACUGUCUCCGAAACCAUAUCACCCAAUCUGACUUUGUGAUAAAAAACAUGGGAUAUAGAAUUUGUUGUCUUGUAAAAUUAUCAACAUUAAUCCCCCAUAUGCAUCUGGAUUUACCUUUAUAGGCCUAUCACAAAAGGGUUAGACGUAUUUGAGACAAAAAAAGGACAGUAGAUUCGGCUUCUUUUGGAUCUUAGUCAGACCAUCUAUGAAUUGUUAAAAAGACUUAAUGACAAGUAAUCAAAUAUGUACGCAGAACCUUUUGCUUAGUGAGCCCCUUUGUCCUUUAGAGGAGACAUCUUGAAUCACUUCACUGUUGUAAAACUGAAAUGUACGGUUACCCCCCCCCCCCCCCCUCAAUGUUGAAUGAUAUUGCCCGUUUUCUAACUGUUUGACCAUUUCAUGGCAGUUCGAAGACGUCUGGCGGCAUAAAUAAAUAAAACGAAUACUGGUAUAACUAUUGUGGCAAUUAUCGUUGUGCGAAGCAGGACGGAUGUCAAUUGUGAUUUGGACUGUAACUCCCUCCCUCACCCAAAGACAUUGGCCUUGAUUAAUGUCAUUGUAUAAAACUAUUGGUGAUGGAAUCAGAAUAUAUAGUUCAUGUUAGAAUAAAAGUAUUUAAACACACUGAGUAAAAAAUGCAAAAAAAGAUAUGUAAAAUAUUUAUACAUGUAGUCUGUUGGUUCAAGGGUAGAGUCAUGUUUUUUUGUUACGCCUCUUGUGUUUAUAGUGAAUUUGUACACAAAUUGUUUAUUAAUUUAAUUGAAUUUUUUCUGUAUCUGAAACCCUAUUGUUGAUAAGACAUUGAUUGGUUGAUGCUGGACGAUUUAUCAUGGUUACAGAAUUUUAUGUGGAGGAGUUGGACAACAGCAGUGGUGAUCUCCAUAUAAACAAACAAUGAAGCGGUCUUCCCUCAAUGAAAACAUUUCACUGCGAGACACGAUAUGUGACAUUCCCAACACAGACCGUAGCACUGUCCAAUGACUCUGUCCACCAAAUUUUGGAGCAAAUCGGGACAACAGUAGAUUAUUUAUGGUAAAAAAUGUCCAAACAAAUUCCAGUGCAUUUUCAGUUGAAUUCAAAACUUUGAAGCAAUUUUUUUCAAAAAUGGCAAAACCCCAUAUAUUGUAUUGCAAAGGAUCUCUUCAAUUGGUGGCGGUCUCCCCAUUACCGAAAGCCCAUUACUUCAAACUUUGAAGUAAUGGGUUUUUGCUGUUACGUAUAGUAAGUAUACUCUUGUUGUUUCCAAGCAUUGUCCUCUAUUACAAGAAGGCGCACAAAAAUUUGGUUUGUUGGCUUGGUAGAGUCACAGCUUCAAGACAGAACAUCUAUAAAUUGUUCAUCUUGUUGAUAUUGCUGUCAUAUGUGGUGGACCUUUUCAUGCACAGCAGUAUAUAUACACCGUGUAGACGCCAUUUAGCAAGUUGAAGGGUGCCUGUACAAAAGGCUUAUAAUACAUGUAAUAGGCCUAUGUGAAACAAACACACCAAAACCUGCUUAAUAGCGCCUACACAGUUACUAUGAUACUGUAAUAGCGCUGUUUUCAUAGUGGUUUGUAGCUUUUCUUUUCUGUGGGGUGAUUGGGUACAGUAGUCAUCUCUUUGAAAUGGGGCUAUGGGUAGCCUGGAAACACUGGGCAACAAUACGUUUUUACUCAACACGGGAAUGGUGUUUUACUAACCAAAUAUUGGUUUGGUUAUCACGUAUUAUAUGGGGAUGGAAAAACACUGCAUUUAAGUAACACAAUUAG
Molecule: messenger RNA, 6031 nt
Organism: Lineus longissimus
Lineage: Eukaryota; Metazoa; Nemertea; Pilidiophora; Heteronemertea; Lineidae
Product: FAD-dependent oxidoreductase domain-containing protein 2-like
Exons: 14
Coding region: 1323-3200 (625 amino acids)
Cellular component (GO): endoplasmic reticulum lumen
Molecular function (GO): monooxygenase activity; flavin adenine dinucleotide binding
Source: RefSeq, a predicted model, not a curated record